This is a messenger RNA of Epinephelus moara (kelp grouper), 7378 nucleotides long. RefSeq names its product potassium voltage-gated channel subfamily H member 7-like. Gene Ontology annotation, molecular function: inward rectifier potassium channel activity. Gene Ontology annotation, cellular component: membrane. The record is from RefSeq and is a predicted model, not a curated record. Gene Ontology annotation, biological process: membrane repolarization during action potential; potassium ion transmembrane transport; regulation of ventricular cardiac muscle cell membrane repolarization. The coding region runs from base 315 to 3830 and encodes 1171 amino acids. The transcript is spliced from 15 exons. NCBI's taxonomy places the organism in Eukaryota, Metazoa, Chordata, Actinopteri, Perciformes, Serranidae.
CAACACACCGCUACAGAGGACGUCAGGAUCGCAUCCAUCCUCAACGCGAAAUGCUUUGCGAACUGAAUCUAACUCGAGCAAUCCUCCCCGAUUCCGUGCGUCUCGGCGAGGAGGCAUUUACAUGCUCAGGUACACAAACUGGGUAGAGAACUCCUCGGCGAAAGUGGGAAGGUUAUUUUGAGUGGAGAGAGCGCUCGCGUCGAGUAUGGUCUGUGGUGAAGGGAGCAUCACAAAGAGGCAACAUCUGUAACUUCGGGAUUUACUUGUAAAGGCGCUUUUUUUUCAGGAGAUUUGGGGAUAUUUUGUGCAUAAACAUGCCUGUAAGAAGAGGUCACGUUGCGCCACAAAACACCUUCCUUGGAAUGAUUAUCCGGAAAUUCGAGGGUCAGAACCGCAAAUUUGUGAUAGCCAACGCCAGGGUGGAGAACUGUGCAAUCAUUUACUGCAACGACGGCUUCUGUGAGAUGACAGGCUUCUCCAGACCGGACAUCAUGCAGAAGCCAUGCACCUGCGACUUCCUCCACGGUGACCUGACAGACAAAGAGGCCAUCAACCAGGUGGCCCAGGCUGUGAUUGGGUCCGAGGAGCGCAAGGUGGAGAUCACCUACUACCGCAAGGAUGGGUCUGACUUUCAGUGUUACAUCCACGUGAUCCCUGUGAAAAACGAGGAGGGCGUGGUGAUGAUGUUCAUCAUAAAUUUUGAGUACGUCGUGGAUGAGGAAAGUGACAACUCCACAGAGAAGAUAAGCCCAACGUCCCCGACAAAGUCAGAUCAAAGGAGAAGUAGAUUCUUCCGCUUCCGCCAAGCCGCUUUGAGCCUAAUGAACACCAAGCAAUCUCUUCCACAAGAGGACCCAGAUGCUGUGAUGGUGGACCCGCCCAAAGAGAAUGAGGGCUCAGUGGCCCUGCAGAGCUUCCCCUCGCCUACCAAGAGCAUUUGCAGUCCCAUUGAGACCAAUGACACGCGUGGCCUCAUAGGCUCAAGCCACCACUCUUCCCAGGCUAGCAUCGGCCCUGAACCAGUUGACCAUUCAUCCCCUAAACUCCCCUGGGAGAAGCUGUACCAGACAGAGCCUCUCCAGUCCUCCAACACCCUGUCAAACACCUUCCCCAGAGGCAGCAUCAACAGCAUGAGGCGAGCCUCAUCCGUCCAUGAAAUUGAGGCCUACAGCUCCAAUUCCAAAAGCAUAUUCAGGGAUCGUCAUACCAGUGAAGGCCCUUUUAAUCACGUGAAGCCCAGCCUGCUUGGCUCUACCUCUGAUUCUAACAUCAACAAAUACAGCACCAUCCACAAGAUCCCUCUGAUUGCACUCAACUUCUCCGAGGCGACCGACAAGAAGACGCAUUCUCCGCCAACAUCCGACAAAACCAUCAUAGCACCAAAGGUCAAGGAGAGAACUCACAAUGUCACGGAAAAAGUCACACAGGUCCUGUCACUCGGAGCUGAUGUGCUACCAGAGUACAAACUCCAGACAACCCGCAUCGACAAGUUCACCAUCCUCCACUACAGCCCCUUCAAAGCUGUGUGGGACUGGCUGAUCCUGCUGCUGGUCAUCUACACAGCAAUUCUCACUCCCUACUCCGCUGCUUUCCUUCUCAACGACACAGAGGAGCAGAAGAGGCGUGAAUGCGGAUACUCCUGCAGCCCUCUCAAUGUAGUGGAUUUAAUAGUGGACAUCAUGUUCAUCAUUGACAUCCUCAUAAACUUCAGGACCACUUACGUAAACAUCAACGAGGAGGUGGUCAGCGAUCCGGCUAAAAUCGCAAUCCAUUACUUUAAGGGCUGGUUCCUUAUAGACAUGGUGGCGGCAAUCCCCUUUGACCUUCUCAUCUUUGGUUCAGGAUCAGAUGAGACCACCACUCUGAUUGGCCUGUUGAAGACAGCCAGGCUCCUGCGACUGGUGCGUGUAGCCAGGAAGUUGGACCGCUACUCUGAGUAUGGUGCUGCAGUCCUCAUGUUGCUCAUGUGCAUCUUCGCCCUCAUCGCCCACUGGUUAGCCUGUAUAUGGUACGCCAUUGGCAAUGUGGAGAAGCCCUACUUGGAGCACAAGAUUGGCUGGUUGGACAAUCUGGGCGUGUCCAUAGGAAAGAGAUACAACUACAGCGACCCGACCUCUGGUCCCUCUAUCAAGGACAAGUAUGUCACAGCACUUUACUUCACCUUCAGCAGUCUGACCAGCGUGGGCUUUGGAAACGUUUCCCCAAACACCAACUCAGAGAAGAUCUUUUCCAUCUGUGUCAUGUUGAUUGGCUCCCUGAUGUAUGCCAGUAUUUUUGGAAACGUCUCUGCCAUCAUCCAGAGGUUGUACUCGGGUACGGCCAGAUAUCACGCUCAAAUGUUACGGGUCAAGGAGUUCAUACGCUUUCAUCAGAUUCCCAACCCACUGAGACAGCGGCUGGAGGAGUACUUCCAACACUCCUGGGCCUACACCAACGGCAUUGAUAUGAACACGGUGUUAAAAGGUUUUCCUGAGUGCCUGCAGGCGGAUAUCUGCCUUCACCUCAACAGGAAUCUACUUCACAACUGCAAGGCGUUCCAAGGAGCCACCAAAGGCUGCCUAAGGGCCUUGGCCAUGCACUUCAAAACUACUCAUGCCCCUCCUGGAGACACUCUGGUCCACAGUGGUGAUGUGCUCACUGCUCUUUACUUUCUAUCCCGCGGCUCUAUUGAGAUCCUGAGAGACGACAUUGUGGUAGCAAUCCUGGGAAAAAAUGACAUCUUUGGAGAAAUGAUCCACCUCUUUGCCAAGCCUGGGAAGUCCAAUGCUGAUGUGCGAGCUCUGAGUUACUGCGACCUGAGCACCAUUCAGAGAGAAGAUCUGCUGGAGGUUAUAGACAUGUACCCAGAGUUUGCUGACUCCUUCUUCAACAACCUGGAGCUCACCUUCAACCUCAGAGAUGAGUCUCCAAAGGUAGAUGAUAUACUGGUGCCCUCAGGCUCACAAGGUGGUGAUUCAGAUGGCGAGGGCAGUAAGAGUAUUAAAAGAAGGAUUUCCUUCACACCAGAUGUGUCUAAAGGGGAAAACAAGGAAGUGGUUAAAGACUUGAGGAGGGAGAGGGGAUCUAACUCGUGCCUAAAGAGAAGUUCAGAAGUCCUCAGUCCCUCUCCACACAAUGCCCCAGCCCUGGGCUCAAAUCUUAUUGUCAGAGACAGCGUGGAGAGACGACCGUCUUUUGAAGAUCUGUGCUGUGAUAAAUGGGCCUGUAAGAAGCCUACAGACUACCUGGAUGAGUCAGCACAGUUCCAGGACCUGAGAGAGGACGAUAAUUCUGCCAGCGAGAUCACGUAUGGAGAGGUGGAACAUCGCUUAGGUCAGCUUCAGGAGCACUUAAACAGGCUGGAGACGCAGUUGAUGACAGAUAUUCAGACCAUCCUGCAGCUGCUGCAAAGACAACCGACUCUGGGACCUCCAGCCUACAGCACUGUGACUGCCAGUCCAGACUAUCACAGACCUGCCGUGAAGGUUCAGCCAGUUGCUCUGACUGCAAGCCAUUUUUUCAGCCAUACGGGAACUCAAGGCCCCAACCACAAACUGGAGAGGGCCAUUCAGGAAUCCAAAGACUCUCUGUCGAGCUUGGCCAAUGUGAAUGCACCCAUCGAGGGCAGCCUUACAGCAUUGCUCGUACAAAGACAUACAGAGCCACAGCAGCAACAACAGCAGCAACAACAACAACAGAUCAUAGGGCAUCAACAGUCUGCACUGAUUCUUCUUCCAACUGAGACCUCUUUGACCUCCUCCACCUCUUCGUCUCCAGCCCCUUCUGACUCCAACCUCAACACCACUGGACUCCACAGACCGGUCUCAGACCAAGAGUUUCCAAGGCCAUAAACCUUCUAGCAGCACGGUGUUCUACUAUCUGGGUUGUAAUGCUGUAAUUACUUUAUAAGUAGCAGUUUUUUAUAGGCAUGCUGGCACAGACAUCUGUAUUGUUCAUUUGCAAUGGCUUGGCGAUAGUAGUAAGUUGGGUUUUUUUUUUUUUUCAUUAUGCAUGUGGAUAAAAUACUGUUCGCUGCAGUUAACAGUGUGUUAAUCAGUUUUCUGCAGUUAUCAGUGUAUUAGCAAUGGUUACAUAUUGUAACAGUAGUUCUAUAUUCACACAGAAGCCCUCUUAUGGACUUUUUAAGCACCACACACUAAAAAUGUACAUGUAGAUGCCGAACCAAUCAGGAUGAAUCAUUCCUCCACACAGAGAGUGGCCCUACAGGAUGACAGCACUUUCCCAUUUACUACAUCUACAGCUUCCUAACUUAAUUCAACUUAAGCAGCAGGGGUGCUGGUGAAAGAGCUCCACUUGGUUGUGAUAGAACUAGCACUACAACCAGUGGUGUAGUGGUAGCUGAUUAGGUGGGUGUACUUCUAUGUAGAUGGGUAGGUUACAGAGGAGAAAGUGGGUAUACUCAUAUUCCAAUGGCUUUUUGGUUGAUAGGUGGAUUUACUGUAAACAGCUAGAAAAAGAGGAGGGUAAACCCUGUGUACCUGCAUAUACCCUGCACUACGCCAUUGACUAGUUACAACACCUAAUCAACUUUGUGUUUCACCCAGGCGUUGUACUCUAAUGGGCUCUAAUGGACUCUGAACCACGCUUUGUGACUUAACAUUUUAUGUCCCAAUACACAAUUGGUCACACUAGGCUGGGCUGAGUGGACUACAAGGCUAGAGUCAGCCAUAAUGCACAUUAGGCUUGGGCGGUAUCAAGGUAUUACAGUAUAACGGGAUAUUUAGAAAUCCUGAGGGUAUGCUUGUAAAUACCCUCAAAAAUACAGAUGCUCCUCUUUCUAUUAAACUGAUACGGAGAUGCUGUAUUGAGGUGAUGCAUUGUAGAGCACAGAACGCACCACCAGAGGUCAGUCUCUACUGGUGGAACAGGCAGCUAAGCUGAGAAAGAUGGCGACUGCGAGUGGUGGGGAAAACGUUACAGGACUGCCCCUGUUCGGGAGUAUUACCACAUAUAACUUUAUACUGAGAUGACUUCUUUUAACAAAGCAGUUUAUGAGCCACAUGAUUUUAUUCAAAACAUCAUUUCCAUUCAGUCCACUGAUGUGUUGGUAACUGCCACAGCAACAAUCGGCAUCAGUCCCUCCAGCAAGAAGGGCGCCUAUUUCUUAUGUACUCAAUAUUCUAUGGGCCAUAAGUAUUAAAUACAGCAAUACUUGUCUAGGUAAGCUAACUGCAUGUUAGAAAUACAGCAUUGUAAGCUAGGUAAUGACCUCUAUCACCUCUAGCUCAGCUUUUACGUUUUUUUUAUUGUUAUUGUUUUGUUUUUACACAAAUACUGUCAUAUAACGUAUACCCUUGUGAAAUGUCAGCAAGGUAUAAAGGUAUGAAAAAAUAGAUACCACCCAAGGCUAAUGAGCACAACACCUACUGUUUGCAAAUUGGGUUUGCACUGUCACACAAGCACCAGUCUAACUACAUCACAACUUUUUUUGUGGACACUGAGAAACUGGCCUGACAACCUUGACCAUCAGACAAAUGUGUCCCUCCUUCAAUCAAUACUUGCUAAGCAAGAGGUGCUGACUGACCCACAUACUUCACACUAGACGGGUCCCAAUGUCCAGCACUCCAUGGAUAGUGUCAGAUACAAAGAUGGGGUAAGAGUAGCUUCUCAACACCCAGGCCACUACUGUACCAGUAAACCAAGAAGUGCAUGCAAUGUAUGAUUCCUCAACAUCUCUGUAAAGGGACUUAUUUCCUUCCUAGUCCAGCAGAAGGCGAGGGUGACUAAACCCCUACUGAAGGUCUCACAACUUCUCCAAAGUCCUGAGUGCAGGCCAAGAGCAAGACAAAAGUAAGUCACCAGACAGACAAGGUGACAAUCGGAAGCCACCAAUCCUUCACCACCAGUACUCCUUUGCAGAAAGCAAGGGAAGGAGGCAGUAAAAGACCACACAAAGAUCACCCCACUGUACAUAACAGAGAUCUAGGGUCCCAGGACAAACACUGCCAAGAGAGUUCCUGUCCAUGACUGAGAGAGAAGUGAAAUGUCUUUGACAUAGUUAACAGUGAUCUUUUCCUUGGUCAGAUUUUGCCAACAACCUUCAAGUCAACUUUUCCCACACUUUCAUGUCUGUAGUGAGAAGAGGGAAAGGUUACAUCUCCAGAAGCUGAGUGUCAACAGAGAGCAGCUACUGUACCACUCACUGCCAAAGUCCCCCUAGAGACAGGGCAACACAAUUGAUCACUCAGCUCUCUAUACUCCAGUCAGUGAAGAAGGGGAAACAGAAAUGGAGACCAUGACUGAAGAUUGUAAAUGCUGGCUUGAGGCAGUCCACUUCUGUCACCAGGAUGUCCAGGGAGUUUGCAAGUGCAGCUUGAGACUUGGAAGCAAGACUGAGCCAAAGCUAGGACCCUGCACUACUUUGUUUCCUCACUGCCAUUAUACACGUAUUGUAUGAGGCCAUAGGCGGAAACACAUACAGUGAAUUUCCUCCACCAGGGUGCUCACCACAUGAAAACCCUCAACAGUCACUGAUGAACUUGGCAAGUCCCAUUAGAGCCCACUAGAAUCGAAAGCCUGUGUGUGAUACAUAUACCGACAACCACUUAAAGGGCCUGCAUAGGAACAGACUAUACAAGCUAUUUUCUGCAGCUAUAAGUGUAAUACAGCAUUAUUACAAAGGUGUGAGAACAGUUUUUGUUAUCCUUAGUUGUAUGCCCGUCUUCUCUGAAGUGUGACUCAGGGGUUAUGGAAAAUUGCACUGCAAUACACAGUACAGUAUCAAGUAUACUGUAGUUUUCUUCUAUAAACAAUGUGCAUUAUUAUUGCGGUCACUGACGUGCACCUACUGUACAACAUUAAGCCAACAGAACACACCAUACAUGCUUGUCGGGGGGGAUAUCAUAACCUGCAGAUUGAAGAGUAUUCUGCUGUUAUCCCAGAGCUAUGCCUCUGACAAACAAGUAUGAUGUAGGUAUUUCUACAUGGCAGUGCAUGUGUUUUAUAUUUAUAUAUUUACUGUUUUGCACUGCUUAUGAGCCCAAAGUAGCACAUGACAAUAUAAAAUGAUGUCAGUAUAUUUGUCUCUUUUUAGGAUGCACUCUGUUGAGGGAGAGGGGGGAAGGGGGACGCAUGGAAAGUUAGAACUUGCGCAUAAACAGGCCCCAGAGAGGGUCGUGUGCCUAUACAACCAAUCCAAAUGCUAAGUCAGCAUCUUCAUGUAUACAUAACCAUAACAUCGACGAAGCAUAUCGUUUCCCUGUACUGUUUUUGUUGGCAAUGUACAAUAAAGUUAAAAUGUUGUUAGACAAUUGUUAGAAAACAAAUACAUCACAUUGCAAGAUGUAAAAAAAUGUAUUUUUUUUAACUGAGUAAAUUAUAUGAGAAACUCUUUAGAAAAACUGUAGUACAUAUGUUUGUUUUGAAGCUGUUGGAGCAA